AAACUUUGAGAGGAAGGUUUAGGUUAUCUGUUAUUUGUAGCCGUGAGGUAGUUUUAGUUACCGCUGGGCACGAGGAAAAAAUUACAGUUGUGUGUGUUCUGCAACAAAAGUAAUCAAAUCUAGGGAAUCUUUUCGGGUUUGCUUCGCUUCCAUUGCCAUCUGGCGCAGGCGCACCAUAGCGACAGCACAGUUGCUAGGGGGUGCGGCGGCCCGCUUUCGACCCAAGAACGGAGGCGGAGUGAUCCUGAAAUUUGGGCGCACAGCGGUUAGCUGCGGAAAGGAAAGCGGAACAGAGGCGAAAUUAGCUGCCUAAUUUAUCUACGUAGAGACAGAAUAACCAACUGAAUCACAAACUAUAGCAAUGGCUGAUCAACUAACUGAGGAGCAGAUCGCUGAAUUCAAGGAGGCCUUCUCACUAUUUGAUAAAGACGGUGAUGGCACCAUUACCACCAAAGAGCUGGGGACGGUGAUGCGCUCUCUAGGGCAGAACCCUACCGAGGCUGAGCUCCAGGACAUGAUCAACGAAGUGGAUGCUGACGGUAAUGGGACGAUCGAUUUCCCUGAGUUUCUCACAAUGAUGGCGAGGAAGAUGAAGGACACCGACAGCGAGGAGGAAAUCAGAGAAGCCUUCCGGGUGUUUGACAAGGACGGAAAUGGCUACAUCAGCGCUGCAGAGUUGCGUCACGUCAUGACGAACCUGGGAGAAAAGCUGACCGACGAGGAGGUAGAUGAGAUGAUCCGAGAGGCCGAUAUUGAUGGGGACGGCCAGGUCAACUACGAAGAAUUUGUCCAGAUGAUGACUGCAAAGUAAAACUGGAAACCCAAAGGACUACAGCAGACCAAACAGUGGGCAGCAUUCUCACUGUCAACCUUCAACAAGCAUUCACACCGUCCUCCUACUGCUUUCCAUGGCUUAGUUCUCACUCCACCUUUUUCUCGUUUCUUCAGUUCAACUCUCCCCUCCUCUCCUCUGCUCUGCCUGUUUCCCCCGUCCCUCCCCAACUUGUUUUCCUCGUCUUCACCUCAUUAUUAUUCCAUAAAAAUCAAAGAAAUGUUUACAUAUAAUCUAAGAUAAAAAAAAAAAAUACUUAAAUAUAUGAUGUAAUACAUGUAUCAAUAUUUUAAAAGUUAUAUAACAUAUACUAUGGGGAACAGCAAAUGCAUGCUUUAUUUGGUUUUGGCAUGUUUCUGUGCUUCUCUGCUUGCCUUGUUUUCAAACUUGCUCGCUCUCCUUUAACUCUGCAUGUUUCUCAUGCAACCUCUGCUCAGUGGUCUUAGAACUGUAUGGUGAAUAACCAUUCAUGGAUAUCAGGGGCUUUUAAUGAUUAAGUGGUCCAAAAUGUACAUGUAGUGUUAGCUGAGUAGUGGCAGUUUAUUGUAAUUGAGUGCAUAGUAACUACACAGACUAGAUACUGAAAACUUUUAGGGGGGGGACAAUACAGUAGAAGAUUUGGCCUAGGAUAGUCCAGGCAUGAAUAGGGGAGCAAUAUUUUGCAAAGAAUUGUACUACUUCUGCACACCUUUUAGCAAAGGACAAAGGCAGACACUAAGCGACGAGGUUUUAGUCUUAAACACAAACCUAGUCUUAAAAAGCUCUAUCGGUCCAGUCCCAAGUAAAUGCCAUGAUCUGUUCUAGGCUAGAGAGGUCUGAUGGCUCAUGUCGGAGGAUUUCCCAGCUGUUCAACAUGUUUAUUUUUAUUUUUUCUAUAGGCUGAAUUUAGUUGUUUUGAGCGGUUGCAGUGUGUAAGUUUCGUAUUGACGAUGUAAAAUAACUUCCAUGUGGACGUAUGGUCUUUAGAUUUUUAUGCUGCACUGUGUCCAAUCCAUCCAUUCAUGUCCUGUAGCUUAUUCAGUGGACCAUUUCCGGGUUGGGAAUAAACACAUUUAAGCUGCGUACAACGUUCUUCCUGCAAGGUAUUGGUAAGUGUGCGUAAGAUGUACUUGUAGAAAGCACAUUAUUAUUAUUAUCAUUGAAACAGACUGAGGAUUAGAUCGAAUUGCCCGUCUGUCAGUGUGCAUCCUUUGAAAAUUUUAAGUCAUCGUAGCACCUACUUAACACUCCAGUUAAUAACAAGCAAAAGUAUAAGUUCAAGUCGACUACGGAGGCUGGUGCAUGGACAAAACCUGCAGGAAGGGUGAUGUACUGUGCUUAAAACCUUGCAUCCUCUAUAGUGACAAUCUGUCUUUUCUACUGUUAUGAAUGUAUUUUUUUAAAUGUAAUUUUAACCAUUUAUUCUAAGGGCUGGUUUCCCAGAAUAAGCCUAACCUUGGACUAAAAAGGCGUUUCAAUGUAGAAUCACUGGCUUGGGCUAAGAUUGGGCUUAAUGCCUGGAAAAAACACCCUUCCUUCUUUCCUGCUCAUAUUGUCAUUUAGGGAACAUUGAAGUUAUGCGUUCCAUUGCAGAACUGUUAUUCUUGCUAAAUAAACUUCUGGGACUUGUGUUUCUAUA
Hemibagrus wyckioides is the source of this 2450-nucleotide messenger RNA. RefSeq names its product calmodulin 3b (phosphorylase kinase, delta) (gene calm3b). Lineage: Eukaryota; Metazoa; Chordata; Actinopteri; Siluriformes; Bagridae. The record is from RefSeq and is a predicted model, not a curated record. The transcript has 6 exons. Gene Ontology annotation, molecular function: calcium ion binding. Bases 362 to 811 code for a protein of 149 amino acids.